UGUAAGUCAACCUGUCAAAUUUCCGUUUGAGCAAAACCUGACAUGUUUUUUUUAAAGUACGGUAAAGCGUUCGAGGUGGCGCUCCUGCGUGGGCGGACGAGACGUCAGCUGGGAAGGAAAGAGUGACGCCGACGAUGGGUGGAGGCAGGCAGGCUCUGAAAAGUAACAGAAAGUGAAGACGCUGAGCAAAAGGGGCUUCCGGAGAAUCGCGGCAGCGGCACGGCAGAAGGAUGGGCCUGAAAGUGAAAUGUUUGGCGGUUGCGCUGUUGGCACCUGCGCAGCUGCUGCUCACCUUGCCGCUGACGGAGAGGAACCACUUGUCCGCCCAACGUGGCAAAGAGUGCAAGAUGUGCCCUGCAGGUCGGUACCGGAAAUCUCGCGAGGAGUGCGCUCCGUGUCCCGCUGGGAGCUACACCACCGAUUGGAACUGCGAAGACAGCUGCCACCGUUGCUACGGCGACUGCAGGCCUGAAUUCAAUCAGAGGGUGCUCGCAAACUGCAGCAGCACGUCGAACCUCAAGUGCGCAUGCCAGGAUGGCUUCCGCUGCACCGCUGUGGUCGCCUUUACCGACAACUGCAAAAACUGUGUCGCAACCGCAACGGCAACAUCGACGGCGACGGCCAAAACGACGGCAGCACCAGACGAAGACGAACAGACUCCCUCCUCUUCCUCAGGAGACAGCAGCCAUUCCGCCGGAUUGUGUUCAUUUCCAGAAUGCGACGUUGAGCCGAGAAACAGCUCACACACGGACAAAGGCGAGUCGGCGUUUUUUUUUUUGAAAUUUUAUGUGUGA
Hippocampus zosterae (dwarf seahorse) is the source of this 794-nucleotide messenger RNA. Its product is annotated as tumor necrosis factor receptor superfamily member 14-like. The record is from RefSeq and is a predicted model, not a curated record. NCBI's taxonomy places the organism in Eukaryota, Metazoa, Chordata, Actinopteri, Syngnathiformes, Syngnathidae. The transcript has 7 exons. Gene Ontology annotation, molecular function: protein binding. Bases 231 to 794 code for a protein of 187 amino acids.